Messenger RNA from Penicillium arizonense, 1302 nucleotides. RefSeq names its product putative flavin-containing amine oxidasedehydrogenase. The transcript is spliced from 2 exons. Lineage: Eukaryota; Fungi; Ascomycota; Eurotiomycetes; Eurotiales; Aspergillaceae. Gene Ontology annotation, molecular function: oxidoreductase activity. The record is from RefSeq and is a predicted model, not a curated record. Bases 1 to 1302 code for a protein of 433 amino acids.
AUGUUGAAGAAAGUCGCUAUUAUCGGGGCUGGUGCUGCGGGCAUGUCCUGCGCUGCCACCUUGGCCAAGCAUCCCGAGUUCGCAGUAACGCUGAUUGACAUCGACUCGCAUACCGGCGGCCAAGCGACAUCAAUCCCAUUGGAUCAGUCUACACAUGGGGCGAGCUCGUUAAACGACGGCGUUCAAGGGGGCUCGCAAAUAUUCCGGCACACUUUCCAGUUUUUCCGUCGUUAUGGUUAUGAGCCCCAGCCGGUCAAGCUUCAAGUUGCGUUUGGCAAAGGGAGAAACUUCUGGACCAACGUGUUCCCUAAUGCACUGGUCGAUCAACACUCAGCAGAAAUCAAGAAGCUCUUGCGGGUCCUUACGUGCGUCAAAUAUUUGAUGCCCAUUCUCGGCAUCAUGCCGGUCAAAACUAUUCUGCGUUUGUUUCGUUUCAGCGCAGAUUUCAGCAACCAAAUGGUCUUGCAACUCCUGGCAUUGUUUCUGGGAACAGGGAAUCAAACUCCCAAUGUCUCUAGUGUCCUCUUAGAGCGUCUCUUCAAUGAUCCCCAGAUGAAGUUGUGGGAGUAUGACCCGGAUACACUAUUGCCAAACCUCCCUCUCAUGUAUACGUUCCCGAACUUGAACAACUUUUACCGAGAUUUGGCGGCAGGUUUGCGCGUCAAGGGUGUUGAUAUUCGACUCAAUUGCAACGUGACCAUCGUUGAACGAGGCAAAAAGGGUGUCGUGCUGCAGCUGCAGGACCAUGAAGAGGGACAAUCGACAGGGCAACCAUCGACAGAAACAUUCGACGAUCUAGUCAUAUGCUGCCCAGCAGACGAAUCUAAGAACCUCCUGGGUCAAAAUGCUACGUGGCGCGAGAAGUAUGUCUUGGGUGGAGUCAAAUUCUUCAACGACCUCACCAUCACUCACUCCGACUCCAAUUAUUUCCGGCAGAUCUUCGAGUCAGUUUAUGAUCCCAAGCUCUGUGCAAAACCCACAACUCAGGAACGCAAGAACCAAAUCGCAUUUGCCGAACAAGAACCCCGUAGCCAGAAGGAUGGCUGGCUGGGAUUCCGCCCGAUGUACUACAUGCAUUCCUAUGUAUCGGACUCGACAAAAAUCGAAAUGGGGUUCAAUUGUAGUAACUACCAGCAUCAGUUCCGUGAGGAACUGGGCGAAAACAAACCUCCUCUGCCUCAGGACCAACAUGUGCUCCAGACGAUCUUCUUAAAUGACCAAGAAAAAGACCUUUGGACAUGGGAUGCCAUUGACCCAUCCAAAAUCAUAUCGUAUGUGAUUGAUCCAUUCCUAGCGAUUUAA